AUGAAAUCAGAUGAUGUACACGAUGAUGGAUAUAAUGACAUUGACGGAUAUUCCAGAGAUGAGCAUGAUGAAUAUAAAUAUUUUGGUGGCGGAUAUUAUCUUCCACGUGAUGGAUAUAAUUUUCCAGGUAGGGGAUAUAAACCCCCACAUGACGAUUAUAACAACAGAUAUAAAUCUCUUGAUGGUUCAUAUAACAAUGGAUAUAAGCCUCCAAGUGGUGGAAAUAAACCCCCACAUAGCGGAUACAACCCUCCAAGUGGCGAAUACAACCCCCAACAUGACAAAUAUAAACCUCGGUGUGGCGAAUAUAACCUCCCACAUGGCAAAUAUAAAUCCCCUAGUGAUGAGUAUAAACCGCCAGGUUAUAAACCCCCUAGUGAUGAAUAUAAACCUCCAGGUGCACAUGAUAAAUAUAAACCCCCUAGUGAUGAAUACAAACCUCCAGGUGACAAAUAUAUCCCCCCACAUUACAAAUAUAAACCUUCUAGUGACGAAUACAAACCUCCAGGUGACAAAUAUAACCCUUCACAUGACAAAUAUAAACCCCCUAGUGAUGAAUACAAAUCCCCAGGUGACAAAUAUAACCACUCACAUGACAAAUAUAAAUCUCCUAGUGAUGAAUACAAACUUGCAGGUGACAAAUAUAAACCUCCUAGUGACGAAUACAAACCUCCAGGUGACAAAUAUAACCCUCCACAUGACAAAUAUAAACCUUCUAGUGACGAAUACAAACCUCCAAGUGACAAAUAUAACCCUCCACAUGACAAAUAUAAAUCCCCUAGUGACGAAUACAAACCUCCAAGUGACAAAUAUAACCCUCCACAUGACAAAUAUAAAUCCCCUAGUGAUGAAUACAAACCUCUAGGUGAUAAACAUAACCCCCCAUAUGACAAAUAUAAACCCCCUAGUGAUGAAUACAAACCUCCAGGUGACAAAUAUAAACCUCCUAGUGAUGAAUAA
Solanum verrucosum is the source of this 960-nucleotide messenger RNA. RefSeq lists its product as uncharacterized. Lineage: Eukaryota; Viridiplantae; Streptophyta; Magnoliopsida; Solanales; Solanaceae. The record is from RefSeq and is a predicted model, not a curated record. The transcript has a single exon. The coding region runs from base 1 to 960 and encodes 319 amino acids.